Molecule: messenger RNA, 1924 nt
Organism: Manihot esculenta (cassava)
Lineage: Eukaryota; Viridiplantae; Streptophyta; Magnoliopsida; Malpighiales; Euphorbiaceae
Product: cytochrome P450 93B2
Exons: 2
Coding region: 5-1654 (549 amino acids)
Molecular function (GO): monooxygenase activity; heme binding; oxidoreductase activity, acting on paired donors, with incorporation or reduction of molecular oxygen
Source: RefSeq, a predicted model, not a curated record
AUCCAUGCCCAAACCAACAUUUUCUUGGCAACACACUAUUAAAAACAAAGAGAAGAAAAUAACUAAGAUGAUUCUUCAGGACCUCGUAUUCUACGCCAUUCUCUUUCUCCUCUCCUACUUUCUUCUCAGAACCAUCUUUCACAUCACAUUACACGGCCACCGCGUGCACCUUCCUCCAAGUCCACUGGCCUUACCAAUCAUCGGCCACCUCCAUCUCCUAGACCCUCUCAUGCACCAAGCCUUACACAAGCUUUCCUCUCGCCAUGGCCCCUUCAUGCAUCUUCGCCUUGGUUCAGUCCAGUCUGUUGUAGUCUCCAACCCUGAAAUGGCUAAAGAAUUUCUCAAGACCCAUGAUCUUACAUUCUCUUAUCGCAUAUUCAACCAAGCCAUCGAUUAUCUUACUUAUAAUGCUGCGACUCCACUGGCACCCUAUGGCUCUCUCUGGAUUUUCAUUAAAAAACUGAGCAUUUCUGAGCUCUUAGGCAGCCAUACUCUCAACAAGUUUCUUCCUGUAAGAACCCAAGAGUUGCAUUCUUUUCUUGGACUAUUAUUCGAUAAGUCCAAAUCAGGCGAGAGUGUUAAUGUCACAAAGGAGAUAUUAAGAUUCACAAACAACAUAAUCUCUCAGAUGAUACUAAGUUCAAGGCGUUCAUCGACGGCCGAUGAGGAUGAAGAAGCCAUAAAACUGGUCAGAGAGGUGACAGCGGUUUUUGGAGAAUUUAAUAUUUCUGAUUUUAUAUGGUUUCUAAGGAACUGGGAUUUGCAAGGGUUUCGAAAGAAGCUGGAGGGAAUUCGUGGGCGAUAUGAUGUUUUGUUAGAGAAAAUUAUCACAAAGCGUCAAGAAGAAAGAAAGGAGAAGAACUAUAGAAGUGAAAAUGGAUCUGCGAAGGAUUUUCUUGACCUUCUGCUUGAUAUCAUGGAAGACAAAAACUCAGAGAUGCAACUAAGCAGAGAUCAUUUGAAAGGCUUAGUUAUGGACUACCUGACAGCUGGUACAGAUUCAACAGCAGUAGCAAUUGAAUGGGCAGUAGCAGAGAUGAUCAAUCAUCCAAUGGAGCUGAAGAAAGCAAGGGAAGAGCUUGAAAGAGUUGUAGGGAAACAAAGGCUAGUGCAAGAAUCUGAUGUUUCAAAUCUUCCAUAUCUCCAAGCAAUUAUAAAGGAAACAUUUAGGCUUCACCCACCAAUUCCACUAAUCCUUAGAAGUUCCAUUGAAGAAUGCAAAGUGAAAGACUACACAAUCUCUAAGGGCACCUUGCUGAUCGUAAACCUGUGGUCCAUUGGCAGAGAUCCUGAAACCUGGAAGAACCCAUUAGAGUUUCGGCCUGAAAGAUUUUUACCGGCAAGCGGCAAUGAUCAAAGUUACUGGGCGGGUCCCGUAGAUGUUAGAGGCCAACAUUAUCAGUUAUUGCCAUUUGGUACCGGAAGAAGGAAUUGCUCUGGCAUGUCCUCAGCUAUGCAGAUUUUGCCUAUUACAUUGGCAUCGAUGAUUCAGUGCUUCGAUUGGAAGGUGGUGAGUUCACGGUCAUCGGAAGUUGACGGUGAUAAUGCAGUUGAUAUGACUGAAAAGCCUGGAAUCACGGCUCCUUUAGCCCAUGACCUUGUGUGCGUUCCAAUAGCACGUUUCAGUCCUCGCAAUGCUUCCGACGAUGCAUAAGAUCCAUACAUGUGCCGCCACUCGUGCACAAUGAAUUCUGAUAACUACUUGCUUCCAAUUAUGCGGAUUUGAAUAUGAAUUUCUUGAAUAAAUAAUAUGUUUUUUUUUUUUUUGAAAUGGUAAAUAAUAUGUUUUUAACUACUGAACCAAUCAGUAUACACAUUCUCUCUUUUAUUGCACUUUCCAUCUUGUAAAAUAUAAGUGUGAAAAAAGUUUGCAUAUGUAUUAAAAGCAUCCAAUAAAAACUCAGCUUUUUUUUUUUUUCUUUUU